Messenger RNA from Balearica regulorum gibbericeps (East African grey crowned-crane), 1550 nucleotides. Lineage: Eukaryota; Metazoa; Chordata; Aves; Gruiformes; Gruidae. The record is from RefSeq and is a predicted model, not a curated record.
UCUGACGUUUUACACAUGAUUUACAUGAGAGUCCUGCAGAAGGUGUAUGGAAUCCGCCUGGAGCAUUUCUACAUGAUGCCAGUCAACGUUGACAUAUUGUAUCCACAAAUAUUUGAAGGCUUUCUACCUGUUUGUAACUUGUAUAUUCACAUGGAGCGUUUACUUCCAGUGUGCCGGAUUAAUGACUUUCAAAUUGCUGAUGUUUUAAACCCAAAAACAAAAAGGACAGCUCGCUUCUUGAGUGGCAUUCUCAACUUUGUGAAUUUCAGAGAAUUGCGACGUGAGGUCUACUUGGAGUUGCAACUGAACUAUAAAUCGGCUGUGGAGAAACACCAACAACUGGAGACUGCAAAUCGUGAGGCAGCAGUGAAGCUGGAGAAACUGAACACUGUUCCAGUUGAACACCAAGCAGAGGUCAAGCAACUGACAGAUAACAUUCGAGAACUGGAACAACUGCUAAGGCAAGACUAUCGUCGGAAACAAACAGCUUUGCAAGAAGUGAUUUCACAAAAGAAGUCGGAUAUUGCAGAGAGUACCCGAAAGCUGAAUGACCUUAAAGUGACAAUGGCUACUUUGAAAGAAGAACAAGAGCAGCUGAAAUCAAAAAUUGUGGAGAGUCCAGAGGAACUGAAAAAUUACAAAGAACUGAUGAAAGAGACUGUUAAGAAACUCAAGAAAUCCAAGCAAGAAAUUAUUGAGAAAUAUGAAGGUUAUAGAGACCUAGUUGAGGUUCUGCCGUCAUGCCAACUGGAGGUGCAGUUAUAUCAAAAGAAGAUGGAAAGACAGGGAACAAAUGUGGAGAGACUGGCCAGCGUAUUAUCAGAGGUCAGAAAUCUGGAGGACCAGCUUGAGAGUGCUCAGAUAGAGCUGAAAAAGGGGAAGACAGAUGAAAUGUCCUUAAAGAGACUGGUCACUGCAAAACACGAGAAGCUGUCUACAGCUGAAAUAAGGAUAAAAAAGAAGCGUGAGGAUGUUGAGCAAUAUAAGCACACUGUAUUUGAAUAUUGUAACAGAGUUCAGGAGAAGAGGGGUGCUGUAUAUGAUAAAGUCACAGCCAUUCAUAAGGAAAUCCAACAGAUAAGGUUCAAAAUUCAGCAGCUGAAUGAGAAUGCUGAAAAAGAAGAAAUGAAAGCCAAGGAAAUAUACCUAAAUCUGAAGGCUGGGUUGGAGAAGCGUCAUGACUCUCUCAUUAAGACAGCAAAGAGUUAUGCAGCCUCAAGAGAAGAUAAAAUUGCUGAACUGAAGAAGGGGCUGUUUAGAGUUCAGACUCCUGGAAGUAGUUCUUAGACCUGUCUUCACUUGUAUUCCACUUUCAUGAUGUUUACGCUCAUAUCUGAACAAAGCUUGUGCUUUGUACGGGAUGGAUAAUUAUUCCAGGCAAAAGCCAGCUUUCUCAAAAACCAUGUCAGAACACAUUUAACUUUCUAGACAGAUCUUGAUGUUGUGAACUUGCUAAUGUGGAUAAGAAAACACUUGGUUUAGCCUGUUUGUAUUGUUUCAGUCAGUACCUGAUUUUUUUAGUGGUAAUAAUGCAAGUCUUGCUAACACCA